UGAAAGCUCCAGAAUGGAAAAGAAAGAAAAAGAGAAUCAAAAAAAGGAAAAGAAAAGAACAGAUUACUUUCUUCUAGGAUCAACCUCCUCUACAAAAAAACAGCUGAGAAAACAAUCAUUAAACUUAUCAACAACUUCCCACCAUAACUUCCCAAUCAAAAUUCUGUUUUCCCAAUCCUCUCUCUCUCUCUCUCUCUCUCUCUCUCUCGUCUGUUUGACAGAAUGCCUAAUCCAAGAACCUCCGUUCAAUGCCGCUGCGGAUGAUUAUCCAAGAAGCUGGCAUUAAAUUUCUGGGUUUUUUGUAUAACCAAUUGGUCGGAUCCACGUUUUAUUGGAGUACCGAAUAUGUCUUUCUACAUUGGGUUUUUCUUCGGUUUUGCUCUGGGCAUCGCAUUGAUAGUUGGCUUCGCUCGUUACGAGAACAUCCGAUCCAGGCGUCGCUCUGAUUUGGCAACAACUAUUGCGGCUUUUGCGCGUAUGACAGUUCAUGAUUCAAGAAAGAUUCUCCCAGCUGAGUUCUACCCUUCUUGGGUUGUAUUUUCACAGCGACAGAAGUUAACUUGGCUUAAUGUUCAACUUGAAAAGAUAUGGCCAUACGUCAAUGAGGCAGCAUCAGAGCUAAUACGAAGUUCUGUUGAGCCAAUUCUGGAGCAAUAUAGACCGAUUGUCUUAUCAUCUCUCAAGUUUUCAAAGUUGACUCUUGGCACUGUGGCUCCACAGUUUACAGGGGUUUCUAUAAUCGAAGGUGACGCCAAGGGAAUCACAAUGGAGUUAGAGAUGCAAUGGGAUGGGAACCCCAAUAUCGAACUUGACGUUAAAACCAAAGUUGGUGUUGGAUUACCGAUACAGGUCAAAAAUAUUGGUUUCACCGGGGUUUUCAGAUUAAUCUUCAGACCUUUGGUUGAUGAGUUUCCUUGCUUUGGGGCUGUUUGUUAUUCUUUAAGAGAAAAGAAAAACUUGGACUUUAAGCUCAAAUUUGUUGGCGGCGAAUUAUCAGCAAUUCCAGGAAUCUCUGAUGCCAUCGAGGAAACGAUAAGAGAUGCUAUUGAAGAUUCUAUUACAUGGCCCGUUAGACAAAUUAUAACCAUUUUACCAGGAGAUUACAGUGAUCUAGAGUUGAAGCCAGUCGGAACAUUAGAUGUCAAACUCAUACAAGCCAAGGGGUUAACAAAUAAAGACAUUGUCGGGAAAUCAGAUCCUUACGCAGUUCUAUUCAUACGCCCACUUCGUGACAGAAUGAAAAACAGCAAAACAAUUAACAACCAACUGAAUCCAAUCUGGAAUGAGCACUUUGAGUUCAUCGUUGAGGAUGCAUCCACGCAAUACUUGACAGUCAGAGUUUUUGAUGAUGAAGGGGUUCAAGCUUCUGAAUUCAUCGGUGUUGGUCAAGUGGCGUUGAAGGAUCUUGAGCCCGGUAAGGUAAAAGACGUGUGGUUGAAACUGGUCAAGGAUUUGGUGAUUCAGAGGGAUAAAAAAGAUAGGGGUCAGGUGCAUUUGGAGCUUUUAUAUUGUCCUUUUGGUACAGAGAGUGGGUUUAUGAAUCCCUAUGACCCCAACUUCCGGUUGACUUUACUAGAGAAGGCCCUUCAAACUGGAAUUGAUGGGACUGAAGCUGCUGAUAUUUCAAAAUCCGGAGGUCCAAAGAAAAAGGAUGUGAUUGUUAGAGGAGUUCUUUCUGUAACAGUAAUAGCCGCGGAAAACUUGCCAGCUGUAGAUAUAAUGGGAAAAUCAGAUCCCUUUGUCGUAGUCAUAAUGAAGAAAUCCGAUCAGAAAAACAAGACCCGGGUUGUGAAUAAUACCUUGAAUCCGGUUUGGAACCAAACAUUUGACUUUGUCGUCGAGGACGGCUUACAUGAAUUGCUGAUUUUGGAAGUCUGGGAUCAUGACACUUUUGGGAAGGACAAAAUGGGAAGAUGCAUCAUGACACUCACUAGGGUUAUAUUAGAAGGGGAAUUCACGGAUACUUUUACCAUAGAUGGGGCUAAAUCAGGAAAGCUACAUUUGAAUCUCAAGUGGAACCCACGGCCAAUCUUUCGGGACGAAUUACAACGGUCAUGACUGGAUUUUUUCCAUGAAUCGCGCUCAUAUUGGCCUAUUAUUAGCGAGAAUUGUUUUGAGAUUUACUUUUUAUUCUUCAAGCUGAUAUGUAAACAAAGAAGCGCGUGUUGUUGUAGAUAUACUAUGAAAUUAAAAAACAUAAGAAGAAAGAAAUACCUAUAUUACAAAGGAGAACGGUUUUACGAAAUGCCUCUCUCCCAACUGUCCUACAUUGGAAGGCUGUGAUUUGACCGUGGUUGAAUCUUUCAUUUGAUCUUAGGGUCCAGAUUCUGCCUGAGAGCAUCGGUCUUUCUACAUUUUUGGCUAAAAAGUUUGUUAAUGUAUGCAUUAGGGUAAAGUUUGUUAACUUUAUUCUUUGUAUGAGAAUGCUCAAGGGGUAAUUUAGUCCAUUUUGAAAAGUGAAGAAA
Messenger RNA from Rhododendron vialii, 2465 nucleotides. Its product is annotated as synaptotagmin-4-like. Lineage: Eukaryota; Viridiplantae; Streptophyta; Magnoliopsida; Ericales; Ericaceae. Gene Ontology annotation, molecular function: lipid binding. Gene Ontology annotation, cellular component: endoplasmic reticulum. The record is from RefSeq and is a predicted model, not a curated record. The transcript has 13 exons. Bases 346 to 2058 code for a protein of 570 amino acids.